Octopus sinensis (East Asian common octopus) is the source of this 1011-nucleotide messenger RNA. Its product is annotated as DNA-directed RNA polymerase II subunit RPB2-like. The coding region runs from base 1 to 1011 and encodes 336 amino acids. Gene Ontology annotation, biological process: DNA-templated transcription; protein phosphorylation. Lineage: Eukaryota; Metazoa; Mollusca; Cephalopoda; Octopoda; Octopodidae. Gene Ontology annotation, cellular component: RNA polymerase II, core complex. The record is from RefSeq and is a predicted model, not a curated record. Gene Ontology annotation, molecular function: ATP binding; protein kinase activity; DNA binding. The transcript is spliced from 3 exons.
AUGGCGAUUGUGACUGAGUGGUGUGAAGGGUCUUCUCUUUAUAAAAGUCUUCACGUCGAAGAACUUAUUUUUGAACCUUUUACUAUCCUUUACAUUGCUCGUCAACUCGCAGAAGGAAUGGCUUAUCUGCAUUCUAAAUCAAUCAUUCAUUGUGAUCUCAAAUCUAACAGUUUUGUCGAAAAUGAUUAUGAAGAUGUGUUUAUGGAUGUGGGAGUCAUCAAAAUCGGGGACUUUGGACUGUCUGCGGUUCGGACAAUUGUUGAGACAAAUUCUUCAAAAAAACCGAGACUUGUUGGAUAUUCAGCCCCAAUCUAUGUCGACAUGACCAAAACAUGUUACCAGGAUGACGUGGAGAUUAGUACGAGUACCCACACCAAGGUCUUCAUUGGAAGAGUACCAAUUAUGCUCCGUUCUGCUUACUGUCUACUCAAUAACCUAUCGGCGAGGGAUCUAAUCGAUUUAAAAGAGUGCCCCCUUGACCCAGUUUAUGUGUUUCAGCAAAAGGAUUCCAAAUACAGUUAUAAAGCGGAGGUGAGGUGUGCGGUGGAAAACUCUAACCGCCCCACGUCAACGUUGUGGGUGAACAUGCUAGCCAGAGGGGGGCAGGGGACUAAAAAAAGUGUGAUUGGUCAACGAAUAAUGGCCACUCUUCCAUAUGUCAAACAGGAGAUCCCAAUCAUGGUAGUCUUCCGUGCACUGGGAUUUGUUUCUGACCGAGAUAUACUGGAACAUAUCAUCUAUGACUUUGAUGACCCCGAAAUGAUGGAAAUGGUUGUUUUUGCCUUAAAAGUGCAGCUCAAACCAUCUUUGGACGAGGCCUUUGUCAUUCAACAUCAGAACGUGGCUCUCAACUUUAUCGGGACUCGUGGAGCACGUCCGGGAGUCACUAAAGAGAAAAGAAUUAAGUACGCCCGGGACAUACUUCAAAAGGAGGUUCUUCCACAUGCAGGCACAUCUGAGUUUUGUGAGACCAAAAAAGCAUAUUUUUUGGGGUUUGCUGAUAGGAGGUGA